Molecule: messenger RNA, 1862 nt
Organism: Sphaeramia orbicularis (orbiculate cardinalfish)
Lineage: Eukaryota; Metazoa; Chordata; Actinopteri; Kurtiformes; Apogonidae
Gene: gyg1b
Product: glycogenin 1b
Exons: 8
Coding region: 130-1137 (335 amino acids)
Molecular function (GO): glycosyltransferase activity
Source: RefSeq, a predicted model, not a curated record
GUGACGCAGCGCCUGGCUACUGUCAUACUGCUAUAAAUCCACCUCUGUAUAUCCAGCCAGUCCUUUCCUCCACGCUGUUGUGUGUGUCCCAGUCCAGGCUACGCAGUAGCUUUGACUUCUUCCUCCGUCAUGGCUGACCAGGCUUUUGUGACUUUGGCUACCAAUGACAACUAUGCUCGGGGUGCUAUGGUUCUGGGCAAGUCCCUGCGAAACCACAAUACAUCUAAGAAGCUGGUUGCCCUCAUUGGUCCCCAAGUAUCAGAGCCUUGCCGGAAUGUCCUGAAGAGGAUUUUUGAUGAGGUGCGAGUGGUGGACGUGCUGGACAGUGGGGACACGGCACAUCUGGCAAUGAUGAAGAGACCUGACCUGGGCGUCACCUUCACCAAGCUCCACUGCUGGACACUCACACAGUACUCCAAGUGUGUUUUCAUGGAUGCAGACACACUGGUGCUCUCAAAUAUAGACGAGCUGUUCGACAGAGCAGAACUGUCAGCUGCUCCUGACCCCGGCUGGCCUGACUGCUUCAACUCUGGAGUGUUUGUUUUUUGUCCCUCAAUGGAGACUUACGGCAGACUGCUAGAGUAUGGCACCAAACACGGCAGCUUUGAUGGGGGAGACCAAGGCGUUCUGAAUGGCUUCUUCAGUGAUUGGGCAACAGCUGACAUAUCAAAACACCUCCCCUUCAUCUAUAACCUCAGCAGCAUAGCCAUCUAUACUUACCUACCAGCAUUUAAGCAGUAUGGUGGCAAUGCCAAGGUUGUCCAUUUCCUAGGCAAGACCAAGCCAUGGAAUUACACCUUUGACCCCAAAACCAAACGGAUCUCAGGGAGUGUGCAAGAGGCCACCACACAUCCCACCUUCCUCCUGGACUGGUGGACCCUGUACUCCAGUGCCGUGGUGCCAAUGCUCUAUGAACAAUAUGGAGACCAGCCUUUCAACUCCGGAUGUGUGGAGUUGCCGUACAGUGACAUGGGUACUUUUGAGAGUGGACAGGACUUCAGUUCACAUGCACAAGCUUUGGAACCCCAAAUGUCCUCAGAAGAACGGAAGCAGAAAUGGGAGCAAGGUCAGGCGGACUACCUGGGAAGGGACUCAUUUGACAAUAUCCAGAGAAAGCUCGAUAUUUUUCUCAAAUAAAGAAGGAAUGAAGUGGGAUAUUAAAAGAGCACUUGCAGUUCAACAAACUGACACCACAGGCCUCAGCUAGACACUAGUUGAGCCUCUCUAUCAGCACUACCCCACAAUGCUCCAAAGACAGUUAUAUAAUGGGACAUAAAAAGUAAAAUCUCAUGCCCUCAGAUUUCCUAUUUGGUGUUGACAUUAUACAUUGUAGCUCUAUCAGUUCUCCUGCGCUGAAGAAAAUCAGCACAAUUUCUAAUAAAUUCACUAUUUUUGUAGGCACUCUGACUGAAUAGUCUGCUUCUUUUCUUCAUGUUAAUACCCUUGAAAGGAGAUGGCAUCAGGAGUUGAACUUUUGUGUCUGUGUGAAUAUUUACACAGUACUUAAUGAACAUUCUUCAUUUUUUACUAUGCAGUCAUCUAGCAGUAUGUUCUUUAACUUAAUAGAAUCCAGUUUAUUCUCUUACCUUGAAUUAAAACAAACUUUGUUUAACAUUAAAACCUGUUUACAGUGCUUCUGAAGGCCACUCGGUGUGGUCAUUUAGCCAUACAUACACUGCACUAGAUCCUCAGUGCCUUAUUGUCUUUGCUCUCGCUACUGCCAUCACCCUCUGUUCUUGACUAGCAUCUCUUGUCCUUAUCCGUAGGUGAGUUGGUUUUAAACUUGCUGAUGUUUACUUGAUGAGGAUAUUGGUUGUACAACAAACUUGCAUCUUGAAAUAUUAAAAAUGUCAUUGAAAGUA